Purpureocillium takamizusanense is the source of this 1547-nucleotide messenger RNA. RefSeq names its product coq1 putative hexaprenyl diphosphate synthase (gene COQ1). Gene Ontology annotation, molecular function: prenyltransferase activity. The transcript is spliced from 2 exons. Gene Ontology annotation, biological process: isoprenoid biosynthetic process; ubiquinone biosynthetic process. NCBI's taxonomy places the organism in Eukaryota, Fungi, Ascomycota, Sordariomycetes, Hypocreales, Ophiocordycipitaceae. The record is from RefSeq and is a predicted model, not a curated record. Bases 91 to 1326 code for a protein of 411 amino acids. Gene Ontology annotation, cellular component: transferase complex.
GCCUCCCGAAGAAUCACUACGACAGCGACGACGACGCCGGCAUGCGUGCUGUGUCGACGGCCGGGCGCCGGCACGACCCGCCGCGCGGCCAUGCACACCUCGCAACGACGUGACUCGGCGUGGGCGGCGGCCGUCCAGGUCGCGUCCAACGUGGUGGGCAACGUGGUCAAGAAGGCGGCCAAGGACGGCAUGUCGGUCGACCCGCUGCGCGCCGUGGCCAAGGAGAUGCAGUUCCUCACGGGCAACAUCCGCAAGCUGCUGGGCUCCGGGCACCCGUCGCUGGACCGCGUCGCCAAGUACUACACGCAGGCCGAGGGCAAGCACGUGCGGCCGCUCAUCGUGCUGCUCAUGAGCCGGGCCACGCACCUCUGCCCCAAGGACCCGCGGCCCGCCGAGCAGGGCGCGAGGGUCCCCAUCGACUCGUCGAUAUCCCCCGCGCAGAUCCUCGCCGACGUCAACCCGUCGGCGACGCAGCAGCCCCUGACGGCGCGGGAGCCCGAGAUGACGCCCGAGGACGCCCGCCUCGACAUCCUGCCGAGCCAGCGGCGGCUGGCGGAGAUUACGGAGCUGAUCCACACGGCCUCGCUGCUGCACGACGACGUGAUUGACCACUCGGUGUCGCGGCGCGGCUCGCCGUCGGCCAACCUCGAGUUCGGCAACAAGAUGGCGGUGCUGGCGGGCGACUUCCUCCUCGGGCGGGCGUCGGUGGCGCUGGCGCGGCUGCGGCACGUCGAGGUCGUGGAGCUGCUGGCGACGGUCAUUGCCAACCUGGUCGAGGGCGAGUUCAUGCAGCUCAAGAACACGGAGCGCGACGAGCGCUGCCCGCGCUACUCGGAGGAGACGCUCAGCUACUACCUGCAGAAGACGUACCUCAAGACGGCCAGCCUCAUCUCCAAGUCGUGCCGCGCCGCCGCCCUGCUCGGCCACGCCGACGCCACCACCGUCGACGCCGCCUACGCCUACGGCCGCAACCUCGGGCUGGCCUUCCAGCUCGUCGACGACAUGCUCGACUACACGCGCACCGGCAAGGACCUCGGCAAGCCCGCCGGCGCCGACCUCGAGCUGGGGCUCGCCACGGCCCCGCUGCUGUUUGCCUGGAGGCAGAACCCGGAGCUGGGCGCGCUCGUCGGCCGCAAGUUUGAGCGCGACGGCGACGUCGAAAAGGCGCGCGAGCUGGUGCUCCGGAGCGACGGCAUCGAGCAGACGCGGGCCCUCGCGCACGACUACUCGGAGCGCGCCAUCGCCGCGAUCGCUGCCUUUCCCGACAGCGAGGCCAAGGACGGCCUGGUGGAGAUGGCGCAGAAGACGAUUCAGCGACAAAAGUGAAGAGCAGCCGCGGGGCACGUGUAUGAUUAUGUACUUGACGGACAAGGCUGCGGGGGUCCGGGCAUCCUGAUUUAGGCACAUAGAGGCGCACGGUUCUUGCGUGGGUGUACAUUCAGCUCAGUGGGUUUGGUGGCUGCCGAGGGUGACGGUCCGCCGUACGGCAACGGACAGAGGGCAUAUGGAAUGUAGACAUGUACAAAAUAACAAAGAUGCAGUACCAA